Bufo gargarizans (Asiatic toad) is the source of this 709-nucleotide messenger RNA. RefSeq names its product ubiquitin conjugating enzyme E2 I (gene UBE2I). The record is from RefSeq and is a predicted model, not a curated record. NCBI's taxonomy places the organism in Eukaryota, Metazoa, Chordata, Amphibia, Anura, Bufonidae. The transcript is spliced from 7 exons. Gene Ontology annotation, biological process: protein sumoylation. Gene Ontology annotation, molecular function: SUMO conjugating enzyme activity. Bases 176 to 652 code for a protein of 158 amino acids. Gene Ontology annotation, cellular component: nucleus.
CUGUGAGGGCAGCCGCGGGGCCGGGGUCCUUGUGACAUGAGGUCUUAUUUAGUCUGGGUCAGGUUCAGUGCUGCUUCAGGAGGGAAACUUCAGGGGCUUUGUCCCGACACAAAGAGCAGUCGCCGCCGCGGAGCCCGGAUUGUCAGGGGGUGAAGCUACAGCAGGAACCCAAACUAUGUCUGGCAUAGCCCUGAGCAGACUCGCACAGGAGAGGAAAGCUUGGAGAAAAGACCAUCCUUUUGGGUUUGUUGCAGUACCAACAAAAAAUCCAGAUGGCACAAUGAACUUGAUGAACUGGGAAUGUGCUAUUCCAGGCAAGAAAGGGACCCCAUGGGAAGGAGGAUUAUUUAAACUACGAAUGCUUUUUAAGGAUGAUUAUCCCUCUUCGCCUCCGAAAUGUAAAUUUGAACCUCCAUUAUUCCACCCAAAUGUCUAUCCUUCAGGCACAGUGUGUCUGUCUAUCUUAGAAGAAGAUAAGGAUUGGAGGCCAGCAAUCACAAUUAAACAGAUCUUGUUAGGAAUACAAGAACUUCUAAAUGAACCAAAUAUACAAGAUCCAGCUCAAGCAGAGGCAUACACAAUUUACUGCCAAAACAGAGUUGAAUAUGAAAAAAGAGUCCGAGCACAAGCCAAGAAGUUUGCACCAUCAUAAGCUUCAGCAAUGUGGCAUCUUACAAUAAAUAAGGAAAAAAAACUAAAAAAAAAAACU